This is a messenger RNA of Oxyura jamaicensis (ruddy duck), 3317 nucleotides long. It is a transcript of the gene CTPS2, whose product is annotated as CTP synthase 2. Gene Ontology annotation, molecular function: CTP synthase activity; identical protein binding. Gene Ontology annotation, biological process: pyrimidine nucleobase biosynthetic process; CTP biosynthetic process. The record is from RefSeq and is a predicted model, not a curated record. The transcript has 18 exons. Gene Ontology annotation, cellular component: cytoophidium; cytoplasm. The coding region runs from base 180 to 1853 and encodes 557 amino acids. NCBI's taxonomy places the organism in Eukaryota, Metazoa, Chordata, Aves, Anseriformes, Anatidae.
GUGCGCGCGCCUCGCGUGGACGCCGCGCGGAAGGUAACGGCCGCGGCGCGAGGCUGCGCCUGCCCGGGGGGAGGGGCCCCAACGGCCGCCCCCCAACGGCCGCCCCCCAAAGGCCGCUCCCCGCCGCGGCUGAGGGUAGAUUUCCACCUUGAGAUCUGUGUUCUUGUGCUGAUUUUCCAAUGAAGUACAUCCUGGUAACUGGUGGUGUCAUCUCAGGCAUUGGCAAAGGAAUCAUUGCAAGCAGCAUUGGCACCAUACUGAAAUCAUGUGGUCUGCGUGUCACGGCAAUCAAAAUCGAUCCUUACAUAAACAUAGAUGCUGGAACAUUUUCACCAUACGAGCAUGGUGAAGUUUUUGUACUGAAUGAUGGUGGAGAAGUUGACUUAGAUUUAGGAAAUUAUGAGAGAUUCUUGGACAUUAAUCUCUACAAAGAUAACAAUAUCACCACUGGAAAGAUAUAUCAGCAUGUUAUCAAUAAAGAAAGACAUGGUGAUUACCUGGGAAAGACUGUUCAAGUUGUUCCACACAUCACUGAUGCAGUUCAAGAAUGGGUAAUGAAUCAGGCAAAAGUUCCUGUGGAUGAUGACAGAAAAGAGCCACAAAUCUGUGUAAUUGAGGCAAGUAUAGAAUCUUUUAGGAUCUAUAUCCAUGGCGAACAAAAAGAGCUAGCUUGGUUACUCUUUGCUAUUUACUGUAAAAUAAAAAAAGUCAGACUGAAGUUUUGUGGACAGAUUGUCUGCAGAAGUGCAAAACCUAUAGAAAUGGCAGUGAAGGAAAAGAUCUCAAUGUUCUGCCAUGUGGAGCCUGAGCAGGUGAUAUUUAUCCAUGAUGUUUCUUCCACUUACCGAGUACCAAUUCUGUUGGAGGAGCAAGGCAUCAUUAAGUAUUUUAAACAGAGGUUAAAUUUACCCAUUGAUGACCAACCAAGUGAUCUUCUGAUGAAAUGGAGGAAAAUGGCUGACAGAUAUGAAAGGUUGCUGAAGGUGUGUUCCAUAGCCCUCGUUGGCAAGUAUACAAAACUAAGUGAUUGCUAUGCAUCUGUUUUCAAGGCUCUGGAACACUCUGCGCUGGCAAUUAAUCACAAGCUGGAUUUAAUGUACAUAGAUUCAACAGAACUUGAACGUUCUACAGAAGUGGAGAACUCCGUGAAAUAUCACCAGGCAUGGCACAAGCUAUGCAAAGCAGAUGGCAUUCUUGUCCCAGGAGGGUUUGGAAUUAGAGGAACAGAAGGCAAACUCCAAGCUAUCUCCUGGGCAAGAACAAAGAAAAAACCUUUCCUUGGAGUUUGCCUGGGAAUGCAAUUAGCAGUUGUGGAAUUUGCAAGAAACUGUUUAAAUUUGAAAGAUGCAAAUUCUACAGAAUUUGACCCAGACACAAAAAACCCUGUUGUCAUUGACAUGCCAGAACACAAUCCUGGAGAUAUGGGUGGAACCAUGAGACUAGGGAAGAGGAGGACCGUUUUCAAAACACAAAAUUCUAUUUUAAGGAAACUUUAUGGUGAUGAAAUGUUUGUAGAGGAGCGACACAGGCAUCGAUAUGAGGUGAACCCUGAACUGACUCACAGCUUUGAAGAGAAAGGUUUGAAAUUUGUUGGCCAUGAUACAGAAGGGAACAGAAUGGAAAUUAUUGAAUUGGAGAAUCACCCAUAUUUUGUGGGAGUUCAGUUCCACCCAGAGUUUUCCUCAAGACCUAUGAAACCUUCACCUCCAUACCUUGGACUGUUACUUGCAGCAACUGGAACACUCAAUGCAUACCUGCAACGUGGUUGUAAAUUGUCUCCAAGAAGGAAUGACAGCUACAGUGACCUCAGUGAUGACAGCUCUCCAGAGAAACCUAAUUCAGAAACAAGCUGAAAUGGUUGUAUGAGAACACAGAAAUGGACGAUGCUAUUGAGAAAGUUGGAAAUUGGGCAAUAUUGAAUAGAAGACAGUAGAAGAGUAAGCUGCUUGUGCUCCUUAUUAUGAGAAUACUGUAUCUCCUCACAUACUAUUUUCAUUUAUUCUUUUUACGGAAUACAGUUCUACUGUCCUUGAGCAAAAUGUUUGUAUAAACGCUGUUUCUCUUUAAAAAUGACGUAAAUGGUUGUGCACCUUGGCUGUUAAUAAUUUUUGAUUAUUGAUCUUGUCCUGUAUUUCAGAAUGUUCUCAGGUGAAUAUGCAUUAUUUCACCAGUUCACAGUUAUUCUUGCUUUGAAGGAAGGUUUGAUUGUUUUCAUUUCACCUUAGAACAGUAAGAUGAAAUACAUUUGUCUUUGUCAAUGAGGAGGGAAUGCAUGAAAAAUUUAAGGGGCAAUUGUCUUGUCCAUGAGCAGUAGAGAAUGGUUUUCGGGUUUGUUUCCCUGUUAAGCUUGUUGUAUGUAUGUGUAUAUAUUUUUUUCUUUCUUUUUUUUUUUUUUUCUGUUCAAUAUGUACAAAUGAGAAAUCGUUUUUGUAUUUCAGUUGUUUGUGAUUAUAAUAAUUGAUGUUGGAUAUGCAUGUCUUCUCUCUUGGCUUUCAUAUGUGAUUACAUUUGACAAAAAGUCAAGUUUGUUUGCUCUGUUUCCCCUGAAAGUCUGAUAAUAUUGAACCUAGCAAGUUACAGAAGUGAUAUUAGAAGGCGUUCUUGUAUUCAUAUUUUGUAAGAGUGAAAGUAAAUGCACUCAUAUUUUAAAAUGCAAGCUGUAUGCUUGCACGAAAGUUGUAGAAGAACCAAUCAUAAACGUGGAGCAUAAUCUGGGAUCCAGUUGUAUAAUACUCAUUUAAUUUCAACAAUUGAAUAUAACACUCAAUUAAAGUUCACCCUUGUUUUCCCUCAGCCAGCGACCACACCAUGGUGAUGGGACUUGCAGUAGGACAAAACAGAGUAUUUAAAUUUAGAAAUCACAAGUUACUUCAUUGUGUGACAAGUGCAGGCUGCUCUUGCAAAGCCAGGACAAUAGCCUGAAUCACUGAGACAGAAAGGGAAGGUGAGAGGUGCUGUGCUGUAAGGCUGGAUCCCGUUAGCACAGUGGCAUCACCAGAGCUGUCAGAGGAGAUGGACCUGAGCUAUGUAAUUGAUAGGCUCCAAAUGCUUGAGGCACCCCUUCCUAUAAAGAAAUCAUUUUAAUUGUUAGUUUUAUGUUUCACUAUGAUUUGGGGGAAAGUGUUUUUUUUUUUUUUAGUUGAUCAAAAGGAAAAUAUCUGUACAAAACCAAAAAGCACCAUGUCCCUUUUACAGUUUUGUAAAACAGUAAGUUUGAGAGCUUUGUAUUGCUUUAUGAAAUCUCAGGUUACUCAAACAAUAUAUCUCUUCACUAAAGAAGCUUUAAUGGUUAUGAAAUAAAAAGUGUUCCUAUGGAA